This is a messenger RNA of Cherax quadricarinatus, 1734 nucleotides long. NCBI's taxonomy places the organism in Eukaryota, Metazoa, Arthropoda, Malacostraca, Decapoda, Parastacidae. The record is from RefSeq and is a predicted model, not a curated record.
AUAUUUCUACCAAGAAAAAAAUUUAAAUGCACACUUUGCAAGAAUACACGAGCGAACCAAGAUCUACGAGUGUGGCGUGUGCAGCAGACAACUUUCCAGCAAGCAAAAGUUAAUGUAUCACACAAAAACUCAUAGCCCAGGCUACAAGCGAAACUACACUUCUAUAUCAAAAAAGCCUCGAAGAACUCGUAAAGACAAAGGAGUCAUGCGUAAAGAUAUUAAUAGCUUUUUGUCUGUCUACUACAGUGAUGAGGAAUCAAAGGAAACAAACGAUACAGAAGAUAACUGUAGUGUCCAGGAAUCCAAGGAUUUAAAAGAAAGCUACAGUGAUGAGUACUCUCAGGAAACAAAGAAUAUUGAAGACAUUUAUAGUUAUGAGGAUUUCGGGGAAGAAAAUUAUCUAGUAGUCAGAUAUGUUGAUUACAAAUCCAAGGAAGAAAAAGAUUUAGAAGAUAAUUGUUGUAACAAGGAAUCCAUAAAAAACAAAGGAAUAAGAAGACAAGACAAGACAAAAGAAAUAUAGUGAGCUAUCGGUGUCAUGACGACAUUGAUUUUGGAACAAAAUUUACCUCCAGUGUCCAAGUGGAAAUGAAUGCUCAGCAUGAAUGCCAUGCAGGUAGUGAAGGAAAUAUAACUUCUUUCAUAUUCUGAUUUACUUAGUUUUUAUUCUGGGUAAGUUGAUGUUCGUAAUAUUCUGAAAUAUUUUGUACCUGCAUCGUUCUCUAUAUAAAAAUUUUGAAUGGAACUGCAGCAUUAUUCAUAGACAGGAAGGUUAUUAAAUAUAUUCAGUAUUUAGAGUUUUGAAACUAUAUAUGUAUCGUGGUUAUUUUGUUUUAGAAAAAAAAAAAUAAUAAGUGUUUGAGUUACAGGACAGCAUUUUAGUUCUUGAAUGAAAUUCAUGCAGACUGAGCUAUGAGAAAAAAAUUUCUAUGUUAGUUGGUGUGAUCAGUGAUUACUUAGAAAAGUUAUUGUAAAUGUUUGUAAGUUAACUCCUACAUAUACAACUCUUGGUUGCAGAUGAUGCCGAAAUAAUGAGGAGAAUAAAAACUGAAGAGGGUUGCAAGUAAGAAGCUGGAAAUGAGGAAGGGGACAGUGAUAACAGUACAAUUUAUGGGUGAAAAACUCAAACAGCUGAAGAAAGACAUCCUUAACCCUUUCACCAUCUCCCAUGUAGAUAUAUGAUGCCAGUGUUGCUUGCAUCAUCUAUAUAGUGCUCUCAAAUAUGAUCUUGAACAGUAAAUUUUACCUGAGACAUGAGAAAAUGGGUCUGUGUGGUGGGUUCCCUUGAAAGGGAGUCCCUCGUCGAGGUGAAGAGGCUCUUGAUCCAAGGAAUUGGACCCCUUGUCUCCUUCCUUGGAUCAAAUCUAAUUGAUCCCACCCCUCCCUACCUCUUACUUACCUUCCCUUCUCCUACCCAUCCAUUUUUGGGGUAUUCUUGUAAAUUAUAGCUCAUAGGUUGAGGGAAAGAAAACUAUCAUCUGUCUCAUUCUAUCGAGGACUUCAGUCAGUGGCAAUUGGAUCAUCUAGGAAUGCGUUGAGCUGCUCUCUGGAGUUCUGGUCGGUGGUUUUGCGUGUCAAGUGAUAAAAUAUUCCUAGAGGCUGCCUGUCCUGUUGGUUCUGGGAGGUGGCAGCCUAACGGGGUAUGACUCUUGGCAAAUGUUCGACUACCCAUACCUCUUGCUGGCUGAGGUGGCUUGGUUGAUGCUCAAGGAGCCAUCCUGGUCUGUUGGUUUA